AUGGGACAACAACCCGUGCGUGUGUACUGCAAGGGCGUCAUAUUAGGCUACCGUCGGUCACAGAGACGACAAUACCCGAAUCAAACGCGGAUCCAGAUUGAAGGCGUGCGCACGCGCGACGAGACGACGUUCUAUGCGGGCAAACGCGUGGCCUACGUCUACAAGGCGAAACGAGCGCGGACGACGACGCGAGGGCGAGUUACCCGGUACCGUUGCAUCUGGGGCCGGAUCAUCGCGCCACACGGUAGCAGUGGUUGUGUGCGGGCCAAGUUCGCAACAAACCUCCCCCCGAGCGCUAUCGGCAAGGCUGUGCGCGUCAUGCUCUACCCCAGUCGAGUGUAG
This is a messenger RNA of Cyanidioschyzon merolae strain 10D, 342 nucleotides long. Its product is annotated as 60S ribosomal protein L35A. Lineage: Eukaryota; Rhodophyta; Bangiophyceae; Cyanidiales; Cyanidiaceae. The coding region runs from base 1 to 342 and encodes 113 amino acids. Gene Ontology annotation, cellular component: ribosome; cytosolic large ribosomal subunit. Gene Ontology annotation, molecular function: structural constituent of ribosome. Gene Ontology annotation, biological process: ribosomal large subunit biogenesis; cytoplasmic translation. The record is from RefSeq and is a predicted model, not a curated record. The transcript has a single exon.